Hibiscus syriacus is the source of this 2028-nucleotide messenger RNA. RefSeq lists its product as uncharacterized. Bases 101 to 1762 code for a protein of 553 amino acids. The transcript is spliced from 6 exons. Lineage: Eukaryota; Viridiplantae; Streptophyta; Magnoliopsida; Malvales; Malvaceae. The record is from RefSeq and is a predicted model, not a curated record.
GAGUUGUUGGGUUGUGAAGGACCAAAAAAUGGGAGCAGUAAAAGCAAAACCAGAAGCAGAUAAUGAGCAAGGGAAUGCCGCCUGAAGCGUAUGCGGCAUUAUGGGGAAACUUGAGGAAGAACUAAGGUUGAGUUCAAGUGUUAACAGUGAGAUACCGGGGGAAUCCGCCGCCGCCGCCGUUACGGCCGCUUCGAUUUCCAGCUUAAGCUCCAGAUUUGCUGCCUGUGGAUCCACACGAUCCCUGUUUAGCCUUCGGUGCUUACUCGUCACACUCUUCUCUCUUGCCCUCUUCCUUCCCGCUUUAUUUUGGUUGCCCCCGUUUCUUAAUUUUUCAGAUCAAUCCGAUCUGGAUCUUGAUUCCAGGUUUAAAGGUCAUCAUAUAGUAGCAAGCUUUAAUGUUGAGAAGCCAGUCUCCUUGCUGAGAGACAAUUUCUUGCAGCUUGAAAAUGAUAUUUUUGAUGAGAUAGGCUUUCCCACUAGCAAAGUGGUUAUCUUAUCUCUCGAACCUUUAAGCGGAUCGAACAUGACAAGGGUUGUGUUUGGGGUUGAUCCUGAUGUAGGAUAUUCAAAGAUAUCUUCGACUGCACUAAGUUUGAUAAGGGCUUCAUUUGAAUCUUUGGUUAUAGGCGAACCACCUCUGCGAUUGACUAAGUCCUUGUUUGGGGAUCCAUCCUUAUUUGAGGUGCAAAAGUUCCCUGGAGGAAUUACUAUAAUUCCUCCGCAAAGUGCAUUUCUUCUACAAAAAGUGCAAAUCCCAUUCAACUUUACCUUGAACUUUUCUAUUUUUCAAAUACUAGAAAAUUUUGAUGCAAUGACGAGCCAGCUGAAGGCUGGAUUGCAUCUAGCCACAUACGAGAACUUGUAUCUUAGGUUGUCGAAUUCCAAAGGGUCCACGGGUACCUCCCCCACGAUUGUUCGGUCAUCUGUUCUACUGGCUGUGGGGAGUCCAUCAACGCCAAGAUUGAAGCAACUAGCUCAAACCAUCACAGGCUCUCAUUCAAGAAACCUUGGCCUGAACCACACUGUAUUUGGUAGGGUUAAGCAAGUUCGUCUUUCAUCCAUUUUGCAACAUUCUCUUCAUGGAAAUUCAAACUCGGGGUCCCCGUCUCCUGCCCCCUUGCCUCAUCCUCAAUACAAUCAUCACCACCAUCACCAUCACCGCCACCGCCACCACCACCACCACCACCACCACCACCACCACCACCACCACGAUCACCACCACCACCACCAUCACCACCAUCACCAUGACCACAGUGCUAAUCUAGCUCCUGCAGUUUCACCCGUUACUUCAACAAAGAAAGGUGCACCUGCACCUGCGCCUGCGCCUGAAGACUAUUCACCUGCCCCCGAGAGAAUUCCAUCGGGAUCUCCACAGAAUUAUGAGGCAAAUCCUCCAGGUGGCCAGUACAAGAAUAGAAGGACCAAGGGGAAGACUGGACAGGACUCUAAUUUGGCCCCUGUUGUCGCACCCAAAAUUUCUCCUCACCAUUCUGCUGCCUCACCAAAUGUAAACCCACCAGCAUUGGCACACAAACCUAAACACAGAGCCAUCCCCCAUUUGGUUCCCACUUCAAGUCCACUUCCAAAUGUAGGAUUUACUCAUGUUGAGCCUCCAUCAAAGAGUAAAUCAAAUAAAGAGGAUCCUGACAGAACACCCUCCGUUUCACCAUCAGCAUUCGCAUAUUUAUCCUCAGCAGGUGUUCAAAUUGUGCAAUGGCAAUGGUCACUUUCACUCCUAUUAGCUAUUAUAUUACUUGUAUAACAACAGCCUAUUUUUUUGUUAUGUCGCAUAAUCUGACGUUGAAGGCGGGUGAUGCCGCGAGUAGAGUUGUAUGGAUGAGAGCAACGCAAACGGCGUGGCCUCAUCUCUCAUAUUGGAGUGAAUGACUGUAAAUAGUUUGAUUAAAUGUGGUGGUGGCGGGAAGCAUUUUCAGGUCAAAGUCACAGUGGUGGCAGGCCAUUGAUUAUGUCAUUGCCAUUGAUUAUGGGUGAGAGCAACUUCAGUUUUUGUAGAAAUCAAAAGCAAGA